AUGGGCUCUCUUCAAUACCCUCUAGCCAGACCCCUAGACUUGACCGUCUUGGGUCUGAACUCGGGCACGUCCAUGGACGGAAUCGACUGCGCACUUUGUCGUUUCAGACAAAACUCACCUGAAGAUGCCAUGCACUUUGAACUCUUGAAAUAUGACGAAGUGCCUCUAGAGCAGGGCGUCAAGAAGCGAGUCAUGGGCAUGAUCCUCGCAAACUCCACCACACUGGAAGAGAUAUCCAAAGUAAAUGUUGUCCUAGGAGAAACAUUUGCAGAUGCUGCCAUUGCAUUUUGUACGAAUCAUGGCAUUGCGCUGUCGUCAGUUGAUGCAAUCGGCUCGCAUGGCCAGACUAUAUGGCUGGUCAGCAUGCCCGAGCCGGGCCAAAUGAAGUCGGUCUUGACCAUGGCAGAAGGCAGUAUACUGGCAGCACGAACAGGAGUUACCACGGUUACGGAUUUUCGCAUCUCUGAUCAAGCGGCCGGGCGUCAGGGCGCUCCGCUUAUCAGCUUCUUUGACUCCCUGGUCCUGCGCCAUCCGGCCAAGUUGCGCGCCUGUCAGAAUAUCGGCGGCAUCGCUAAUGUGUGCUUUGUUCCGCCGGACGUUAAUGGUCAGAUUAACACGGAGUUUUUCGACUUUGAUACCGGGCCUGGCAACGUCUUUAUCGACGCUGCGGUGCGAUACUUUACCGACGGAGAGAAAGAGUACGACAAGGAUGGCGAGAUGGGCAAGGCUGGCAAAGUCGACCAAGAAAUCGUCGACAAGUUUUUGGCUGCGCAUCCCUAUUUCUCGCGGGAUCCUCCGAAAACGACUGGGCGGGAAGAUUUUCGCGAUACAACCGCUCAUGCGCUCAUCGGCGAGGGCAUCAGAAAGGGCCUCUCCCCAAACGACGUCGUCGCGACCAUUACGCGCAUCACGGCACAGGCGAUUGUCGAGCACUAUAAACGCUAUAUGCCGACGCAGUACGGUCCGCUGACGGAGAUUUACAUGUGCGGCGGCGGCGCCAAGAACCCCAACAUUGUAGAUUUCGUGCAGCAAGCAUUCCCAGAGACGGAGAUUGUCAUGCUGGAUGUCGCGGGUAUUCCGUCGGAUGCCAAGGAAGCGAUUACGUUUGCCUGGCAGGGGAUGGAAGCCAUUGUCGGGAGAAGCAUACCGGUGCCUUCGAGGGUGGAAACGAGGCGGGAGUCUGUUUUGGGCAAAGUGAGCCCAGGCCUGAAUUACAGAAGAGUCAUGAGAAAAGGACUGGAUUUUGGAGCGGGCAGAGACUACCUCGCGCCCGUGAAAGAGUUGGUCAAUUAUGUUGGGGGCCAAGCGUUUGACAAUAAUAAAAACUAA
Molecule: messenger RNA, 1329 nt
Organism: Beauveria bassiana ARSEF 2860
Lineage: Eukaryota; Fungi; Ascomycota; Sordariomycetes; Hypocreales; Cordycipitaceae
Product: UPF0075 domain protein
Exons: 1
Coding region: 1-1329 (442 amino acids)
Biological process (GO): peptidoglycan turnover; amino sugar metabolic process
Molecular function (GO): ATP binding; phosphotransferase activity, alcohol group as acceptor
Source: RefSeq, a predicted model, not a curated record